Arvicola amphibius (Eurasian water vole) is the source of this 2622-nucleotide messenger RNA. RefSeq names its product F-box protein 41 (gene Fbxo41). The record is from RefSeq and is a predicted model, not a curated record. NCBI's taxonomy places the organism in Eukaryota, Metazoa, Chordata, Mammalia, Rodentia, Cricetidae. The transcript has 12 exons. Gene Ontology annotation, molecular function: protein binding. The coding region runs from base 1 to 2622 and encodes 873 amino acids.
AUGGCCUCGCUGGACCUACCGUACAGAUGCCCGCGAUGCGGGGAGCAUAAGCGUUUCCGGAGCCUGUCGUCGCUGCGCGCGCACCUGGAAUACAGCCACACCUACGAGACGCUCUACAUUCUCUCCAAGACGAACAGUAUCUGCGACGGUGCGGCCGCUGCAGCAGCAGCUGCUGCAGCAGCCUCCGGUUUCCCGCUGGCACCAGAGCCCGCUGCCCUACUGGCGGUGCCCGGAGCCCGGCGCGAGGUCUUCGAGAGCACGUCCUUCCAGGGUAAGGAGCAGGCGGCAGGAUCGGCGCCCGCGGGGCCGCACCUGCUGCACCAUCACCACCACCACGCGCCGCUGGCUCACUUCCCCAGCGACCUGGUGCCCGCCAGCCUUCCCUGCGAGGAGCUGGCCGAGCCGGGGCUAGUGCCUGCCGCGCGCUAUGCACUACGCGAGAUCGAAAUCCCACUCGGUGAGCUGUUCGCGCGGAAGUCUGUGGCAUCCUCAGCCUGUUCGACACCGCCACCCGGGCCCGGCCCUGGUCCUUGUUCCGGGCCCGCCUCCGCAUCGCCUGCGUCGCCAUCGCCUGCAGAUGUAGCCUACGAGGAGGGCUUGGCACGCCUCAAGAUCCGCGCGCUGGAGAAGCUGGAGGUGGACCGGAGACUGGAGCGGCUGAGCGAGGAGGUGGAGCAGAAGAUCGCGGGCCAGGUAGGCCGGCUACAGGCCGAGCUGGAGCGCAAGGCCGCAGAGUUGGAGACAGCGCGACAGGAGAGUGCUCGGCUGGGACGCGAAAAGGAGGAGCUGGAGGAGCGCGCGUCUGAGCUCUCGCGUCAGGUGGACGUGAGCGUGGAGCUGCUUGCCUCGCUUAAGCAGGACCUGGUGCACAAGGAACAGGAGCUGAGCCGCAAGCAGCAGGAGGUGGUGCAGAUUGACCAGUUCCUGAAGGAGACAGCAGCUCGGGAGGCCAGUGCCAAGCUGCGGCUGCAGCAGUUCAUCGAGGAGCUCCUGGAGCGCGCAGACAGGGCCGAGCGCCAGCUGCAGGUCAUCAGCAGCAGCUGUGGCAGCACACCCAGUGCCAGCCUGGGCCGAGGAGGCGGGGGCAGCGCCUCAGGGCCUGGGGCCAGAGGCCCAGGCAGAACGCGAGAACACCAUGCAGGCCCAGCUGUGCCAAGCACAUACGCCGUAUCUCGGCAUGGCUCCUCUCCCAGCACAGGGGCCUCCAGCCGUGUGCCAGCUGCAUCCCAGAGCUCAGGCUGCUAUGACAGUGACAGUCUGGAGCUGCCCCGGCCAGAGGAAGGGCCCUCGGAGGACAGUGGCCCUGGGGGCUUGGGUUCACGGGCCCAGGCUACCAACGGUGGUUCAGAGCGGUCCCAGCCCCCUCGUAGUUCAGGCCUGCGACGACAGGCCAUCCAGAACUGGCAGCGCCGACCGCGCCGUCACAGCACCGAGGGGGAGGAGGGUGACGUCUCAGACGUGGGCUCCCGAACCACUGAGUCAGAGGCUGAGGGCCCCUCUGAUGUUCCACGCCCUGGACCGUCUCUGGCUGGGCCCUUGAACAGCUGCCGGCUCUCAGCCCGCCCUGAGGGAGGCAGCGGACGAGUCCGGCGAGUGGAGAGAGGUAGCCCCUCACGCUCCAAUGAGGUCAUCAGCCCAGAAAUCCUCAAGAUGCGUGCUGCCCUAUUCUGUAUCUUCACCUACCUGGAUACCCGUACCCUGCUGCAUGCUGCAGAGGUCUGCCGGGACUGGCGCUUCGUGGCUCGCCAUCCCGCCGUCUGGACGAGGGUGCUGCUUGAGAAUGCCCGAGUCUGUUCCAAGUUCCUGGCGAUGUUGGCUCAGUGGUGCACCCAGGCCCACUCAUUAACCUUACAGAACCUGAAGCCCCGACAGCGGGGAAAGAAGGAAAGCAAGGAAGAAUAUGCCCGCAGCACCCGGGGCUGUCUUGAAGCAGGGCUUGAGUCCCUGCUGAAGGCGGCCGGUGGGAAUCUGCUGAUCCUGCGCAUCUCCCACUGUCCCAACAUCCUCACCGACCGGUCACUCUGGCUGGCCAGCUGCUACUGCCGUGCCCUGCAGGCUGUCACCUACAGGAGUGCCACAGACCCUGUGGGCCAUGAGGUGAUCUGGGCCCUGGGUGCAGGCUGCAGAGAGAUUGUCUCCCUCCAGGUGGCGCCACUUCAUCCCUGCCAACAGCCCACUCGGUUCAGCAACCGUUGCCUGCAGAUGAUUGGACGUUGUUGGCCCCACCUCCGGGCCCUGGGUGUAGGUGGUGCCGGCUGUGGGGUACAGGGCCUGGCAUCACUUGCAAGAAACUGCAUGCGGCUCCAGGUCCUAGAACUGGACCACGUGUCAGAGAUUACCCAGGAGGUGGCGGCGGAGGUGUGCCGCGAAGGCCUGAAGGGACUGGAGAUGCUGGUGCUCACAGCCACCCCUGUCACUCCUAAGGCCCUGCUGCAUUUCAACAGCAUCUGCCGGAACCUCAAAUCCAUUGUGGUGCAGAUUGGGAUUGCUGAUUACUUCAAAGAGCCCAGCAGCCCCGAGGCCCAGAAGCUGUUUGAGGAUAUGGUAACAAAACUCCAGGCUCUACGAAGGAGGCCUGGCUUCUCAAAGAUUCUGCACGUCAAGGUGGAAGGUGGCUGCUAA